Messenger RNA from Bipolaris sorokiniana ND90Pr, 671 nucleotides. RefSeq lists its product as uncharacterized. The coding region runs from base 74 to 376 and encodes 100 amino acids. The transcript is spliced from 2 exons. The record is from RefSeq and is a predicted model, not a curated record. Lineage: Eukaryota; Fungi; Ascomycota; Dothideomycetes; Pleosporales; Pleosporaceae.
UCAGCAUCAAAAAAAAUUCAAACUCUUUACUACCACACUCAUCUACAUAGUGUGAACUGCACAAACCUCGAAAAUGAAACUCUCACCCUUCACCAUCCUCUUCUUUCCCCUCGCAAUCAGCGCCUGCUCCAACUAUCAAUCCUGCCACUGCUACGACUCGAACGGAGUCCCCAACAACGCCGCCACAGCACAAGUAUGCGCCGGGUUUGGCGACAGAGCCUCAAUGGCAGAUGCGAGUCGCGGGUCCGAUGGCGCACGCGAGUGCAAGGCCAACAAGUCAAAGGAAGUUGUGUUUAGCAAUUGUUCUUGGAGGCAGUGGUGCCAGAUCGCGGGCGCGACGGGCAAGGAUAGCAGUUGCCGGGAUAAGAAGACAUAGAGUGUUUGAGUUUGAGAGUUUGAGAGCUGGAGGUUCAGGGGGAAAGAGGGAGAAAUAAGAAAUGUUGGUAGGGAUCUAUUGAUGAUUUUGAGUAUGAGAGUGGGGUUAUGCUUGACGCUUCCGCUUAUGGAAGGAGUCGUUGUGCACGACAUUUCUAGUUAUGGCAUGAGACAUUUUAGAUCGACAUACGGAGCUUGGGAGUGAAGUAGUGUGUUUUUCGCCGUAUUUGUAUCGUGCCUAGAAAUGCGGGUGAUCCAUGGACUGCACCAUGAACUUGGUAUUUAACGGUUCAUUC